CCGGCAGAUUGGGAGUGGCAGGUCUCUGCAGGUAACAUCUUCUUGAAACCUCAAGCCUCAGAACCAUAUUUCAUUAUUUCGAUAUAUCCAAGGUAUUUCUAGCCUGAUACAAGAGUUCUCUGUUGACAGAGCUGGCUUAUCAGAUAAGAAUAAUAUGACAGCAACGACACCUUCGAUACACAUCAACUCGUCUGUGGAGGCCCACCCUGUAAGUUACGGGUCCUACUCGUCGGGGGAGCUAUGGACAUGACGCUUGUGCUUUGCUCGCUCUCCGAAGCUGUGGCGUUCUCCUGGCACCUCGAAAACGGAGCGCCUUGGCGCAAAGGCCGCCGGCAGAUGACACCCCCAUCGACGCGCGGAAGCGAUGCUUUUCGGAUGCAUCUGCACAGAUCCACACCGGCCGAUCAAUCAACUAAUUCUAUUUCCACAAUUAUCCCAUGCUAUCUGCACGAAAGCUUCCUUUAUGGGAUUUUGCAUCGGAACCCCUCAAAACGCAUCCAAGCGUUCAUCCUCAAAACGUAUAUAAGCCCUUGCAUAUUAUUGGUGCGUGAGUACACCAACGGCGUCAGCAUUCUAGUUACGAUGACAAUUUAAUUGGGAUGCUUUGUGUCAACAUGUUGGGAAGUAUGUAGGUGCGCAUCAGGCAUCUACCUAGUAUGUCUGUGUGCGAGUGCCCGCGGCGGCGACGGGCUCGAGUGACGAGUUGACUCUCGGCAGCGUUGGCCAUUGACGCCACGCCGUCUCAGCCACCUGGUGUCUGAUUUGGAUCAAUCACGCAGGCCAUCCAGCCGUCUGGUACUGAAGAGGCCAUCCGGGAUCACCGAUAUUUUGGUAUCUUGGCCCAUCUUUUACCUUUGCCCAAUGGAUCGUCGUAGUCUAAUGUUAUCUGUUGGAGAAGAGGGGCGUGAGGAGGAGCUGCAGAAGGCAGAGCAAACCGAGAUGACCAAGUGAUGUCACCUUUCUUCAAGCCAAUUUUACAGUGCUACGCUUUGUCAAAAGGCUUCUGUGGC
Messenger RNA from Xylona heveae TC161, 1010 nucleotides. RefSeq lists its product as hypothetical. The record is from RefSeq and is a predicted model, not a curated record. Lineage: Eukaryota; Fungi; Ascomycota; Xylonomycetes; Xylonales; Xylonaceae. The coding region runs from base 241 to 594 and encodes 117 amino acids. The transcript has a single exon.